Fulvia fulva is the source of this 726-nucleotide messenger RNA. RefSeq names its product Glycosylphosphatidylinositol anchor biosynthesis protein 11. The record is from RefSeq and is a predicted model, not a curated record. Gene Ontology annotation, biological process: GPI anchor biosynthetic process. Gene Ontology annotation, cellular component: endoplasmic reticulum membrane. The transcript has 2 exons. The coding region runs from base 1 to 726 and encodes 241 amino acids. Lineage: Eukaryota; Fungi; Ascomycota; Dothideomycetes; Mycosphaerellales; Mycosphaerellaceae.
AUGAGCUCGCCGGCAGUCCAGGCGAAGCCCGCAGAGGCAGUCAAGCCCGGCAAGGCAGUUGAUCUCCUCCCGGGCCAGCUGUCGUGGCUCUACGCCAAUCUGCAUCCUGUGCUUCUGCUGUCCCUCAUUCCUGUCACCUUCACGACUUUGGUGCGAGAUCCUGUCAGCGCUCUCCUCGGUCUGGCGCCGACGGUCGCAUUGGUUCAGGCGCUCUACUGUGUGCUUUGCCUGCCUUCCAGUGGCCAGGCACCAUCGCCCAAGUCGAAACCAGGCCUGAAGACGACAACUGGCAAGCCAGCCCAGGACAUAUGGGCCAAGGCUGUGCCAGCAUUCCUUUCCUUCGUCCUUACCUUCACCCUGUCGGCGCCGCUUCUUUACAUCAUCGUAAUCCUCUUCGGCGCACCAUUGGUCUCGCAUCACCUACAUACCCUUCUCCUAGCAAUUCACCUGGCACUACUUACGACACCACACUUAUUCUACGUUCACGGCCUCCAAGUGUCGACAUGGACAAGACUUGUCAGUCUGCAGCAGCCGGUGGACGAGGUCUACGGCAUGGCAUUGGGUGCCUGCGUUGGCGCGUGGAUAGGAACCAUCCCAAUACCGCUGGAUUGGGAUAGGGAAUGGCAGAAGUGGCCCAUCACGAUUAUUUGCGGUCUCUACGCUGGCGCAGUGAUCGGCAAAGUUGUGGGAGGACUACUGAAAGGUAGCAAAAUGAAGAUGAGCUGA